AUGCAACAGUUGAGAAGCAACCAUUUUCAAUUAGGGCAAACGGAUUAAAAGAAUCAAUUCACAUCUGUUAUGAAAAUGAAUUUUCAAGGAGAUUAAGCAAAUUUUCAAGCAAGUGGAGUUGGUGAUAAAUUAAAUUUGAAAGGAGUUCAUUUCCAUCUGGGAGAAUCUAAACCCUUAUACAAUACCAUUUUUAAAACUGAUUUUUAGGGAAAGUAAACUGGUCAACCUGCUGUCCUGAAUCAAGAAUAGAAAAAUGAUUUAAGAACUAACCAUUUUGUGCUUGGCAAUCAAGAAAUUCAUAAAGUCUCUAUGAGUAGGGCAAUGUAUAACGAAAAACCAUUAUAGCCUGGUUUAUAGAAUGAACAAGAAAUUCAAAAGAAUAAGAUGAUAUCACAUCAUCACAAUUUCGCAGAAACCUCUCAUAAAAUGAUGUAGACUAAUUACUAUGAACAAUAUUAACCUCAAUAAUUAGAACCAAAACAAGAUCUGGCUGAAAAAGCAAGAUUACUAAGAGUUUCAAAUAUUUUUCUUGGGAAAGAAAAACUUCCGAUGGUUACUGCCUAACAAGAAUACUACAAUAGAAAAGAAGGAGGACCCUCUGCUUCCUUUAAGGCAGGGUUUUAGACAACGCACAUUAAUCUAGGAACAGCUAAUCCUGAAUAUUAAACAAUUAAUUAAGAAUAUUUUUAGAGGUAAGAAAUAUAAUCAAAUCCUUUUGCUGAAGAAAAUAGAUAAAAUUUGAGAGCGACUCAUUUCAUUUUGGGUUAGGAUAGCUAGACAUAUUCAUCAGAAAGUAUGUCUCAUUAUAGACCUUAUUCAGAAAAUAAAGUCAAUUUAGUUAAUAAUACAUCAGCACUUCAAGGAAGUCAUUUUACAAUUGGAGAUCCAAGAUAUAUGAAUCAUAUGACAGAAACUUACUACUCAAGUACAAUGAAACCUCCUUAAAAAUCAUCGAAUUCUCUUCCCCGUGAUUAGUAGAUGGACAGGGGGUCCAAUUUCAAAGUUGGAACUGUGAAUAUACAAUAUACUUCAGAGACGUAAUGCAAUUUCAAAAAUCCAUCUGGAAAGGCUGCUCAAUUAUCUGAAAAGCUUUUGAAAGACUUGAAAUCAUCUCAUUUCGGAUUUAAUUGCAAAAGUGAUAGGAAUACGUUUGUGACUACCUAGAUGGAGACUCUCAAGAAAUAAUAAGGAUCUCCUAAUAAAUUAGAUCCUCUAGUUAGUGCUAAUCUAAAAUCGCAACAUUUUACACUAGGACAAAAUGGAGGAGAUUUAAUAUCAUAAACACAUGAUAUCCACAGACCUUUGGAUGGAAAUCCAAAUGUUUUGAAUAAAUUGUAAGCUAAUGAUUUAAGAAGAAAUCAUUUUGAAUUAUCAUGA
This is a messenger RNA of Paramecium tetraurelia, 1377 nucleotides long. RefSeq lists its product as uncharacterized. The transcript is spliced from 8 exons. The record is from RefSeq and is a predicted model, not a curated record. Lineage: Eukaryota; Ciliophora; Oligohymenophorea; Peniculida; Parameciidae.